This is a messenger RNA of Helianthus annuus (common sunflower), 2481 nucleotides long. RefSeq lists its product as uncharacterized. Gene Ontology annotation, molecular function: DNA helicase activity. The transcript has 7 exons. The coding region runs from base 1 to 2481 and encodes 826 amino acids. Lineage: Eukaryota; Viridiplantae; Streptophyta; Magnoliopsida; Asterales; Asteraceae. Gene Ontology annotation, biological process: DNA repair; telomere maintenance. The record is from RefSeq and is a predicted model, not a curated record.
AUGAGUGAUGAGAUGUUACCAGAUUUUGUGGUUAAGAAGAUUCAUGGAAUUUCUAAAGAUUAUAUUGAUCAUGGAGAUGCCAUAUUUGUGUGUUCUAAAUGUGAUGCAAUGUUAUGGGAAGACGAAAUGCUUAGGGGAAAUCAAAAACGUAACAAAACAUCCUAUUCUCUUUGUUGUUCAAAUGGAGAUGUUGAGCUACCACGACCGCCUACACCUCCUCCAUUACUACGUCAUUUAUAUAAAAGUCGUACCUCACAGUCUCGCAAUUUCAUGGAUAAUAUUCGAGCAUAUAACAUGAUGUUUUCCUUCACAUCUCUUGGUGGGAAGGUUGACAAAAGUUAUCAGAGAGGUAAAGGUCCUUAUGUAUUUAGACUACAAUGUCAGAAUUAUCAUCGAAUGGGUUGUCUACUUCCGGACGAUGGGGAAGAACCUAAAUUCUCCCAACUUUACAUAUAUGAUUCACAAAACGAAGUUGUAAAUCGUCAAAAAGCAGUAAGUUCUCAGAUAGAAUGCAAAACUACAAGAAACAACCAGCUUGAUAGUACAACAAUAGAGGGUCUUAAAGAUAUGUUGGAUUCUUGCAAUCCUCUUGUCCAAUCCUUCAGAAUGGUAAGAGAUUGUUUUCAAGAAAAUGAGUUUCAAGAUGUAAGCUUGAAGCUUAUUGGAACAAGAGAUAAGGAUGGAAGAGUUCACAACUUGCCAACAACAUCAGAAAUUGCUGCUUUAAUACAUGGUGAUUUUGAUGGAGCAUUUGAUAAACGGGACAUUGUUGUUAGAAAGAAGUCUGGUGGUCUUCAAAGAAUUAAUGAGCUUCAUCCCUCUUACCUUGCUUUGCAAUAUCCACUUAUUUUCCCAUAUGCGGAAGAUGGUUAUAGAGUUGGUAUUAAACAUAGAGGGAUUGCGAUUGAAGAUGAGGUACUUAGAACCAAUCUUACAAUUAGAGAAUUCUUUUGUUACAAAAUUCAAGAUAGACAGAAUCAGUUUUCAUUGUUAGUUAAUGCGAAAAAACUAUUUCAGCAGUUUUUGGUUGAUGGAUACACGAUGAUAGAAUCUGCCAGGUUGAAUUAUAUAAGGACACAACAACCUAAACUUAGAGUGCAAAAUCUUAAGAAUUUGAAUGCUACUGUUGAAAGUGGAGAGAAUAAUGCCUCAAGUUGUGGUAAACCUAUACUUUUACCUUCAUCAUUUACUGGUGGUUCUAGAUAUAUGAUGCAAAAGUACUUGGAUGUUAUGGCAAUUUGCAAGUCUGUUGGAUAUCCCGAUUUAUUCAUAACGGUGACUUGUAAUCCAAACUGGCCUGAGAUUUACAGGUGUUUGCACGAUAAAGCUCUUAAUGCUGAAGACAGGCCGGAUAUUAUCUCUAGAAUAUUCAAGUGUAAAUUGGAUCAUCUUAUAAAAGAUUUCAAGAAACAUAAAUUCUUUGGUGAUAUACAAGCAGGUUCUAUCAAAUAUUUGUUUAAAUAUAUUAAUAAGGGGCCUGAUAGAGUCACUACUUCUGUUUUUCAAGCCAAUAGCACCAAGAAUAAUACGGAACAGAAUGUAGUUGUAGAUGAGAUAAAAGCAUACCUUGAUUGUAGAUAUAUCUCUGCUUGUGAAGCUGCUUGGAGAAUAUUCAUGUAUGAUAUACAUUAUAGAUAUCCAGCUGUUGAAGUAUUACCUUUUCAUUGUGAAGAUGGUCAGAGUAUUGGGUAUAACGAUCAUGAUAAUUUGUGUGAUAUUGUUACUGAUCCAACUGUGAAAAUGACAAUGUUUACAGAGUGGAUGAAUUGUAAUAAAGUUGAUGAAUUUUCCAGGACAUUGAGGUAUGUUCAGUUUUCGGGAUAUUAUGUAUGGAAUGCUAAAAAUCGCAAAUGGAAUCGAAGAAAGCAUCCGUAUGGAUCAAUUAGGAAGGGAAAUUAUGUCCCACCAUCACUUGGUGAUUGUUAUUACCUAAGGAUUUUACUGAAUCAUAUUAAGGGACCAACCUGUUUUGAAGAUAUAAAAACAGUUGAUGGGCAAGUUUUUCAAACAUUUAAAGAUGCAUGUUUUGCACGGGGGCUGUUGGAUGAUGAUAAAGAAUAUGUUAAUGUUGUCAAAGAAGCUAGCACAUGGUCAACCGGAGAUUUCUUGAGGACCUUUUUUGUAAUAAACGAAUUCCUGUUAUGUGAAGACAUUCUGUAUCAGCAACGAAAGAUAACUGGUAUUGCAGAUUUGGAUCUUCAACAGGAAGAACUUGAAAAUAUCUGUCUAUCUGAAAUUGAAAAGUUGCUACUUACCAAUGGAAGUACAGAAAAGAUAUAUAAAAUUGUUAUGGAAGCGAUUGAAAAAGGUGAUGGAGGUGUGUUUUUUGUAUAUGGUUAUGGUGGAACUGGAAAGACGUUUCUUUGGAAGACAUUCUUAGCUGCAUUACGAUCAAAAGGUGAAGUUGUAUUGAUUGUUGCAUCCAGUGGAAUUGUUUCACUUUUGCUGGAUGGUGUAGAACUGCUCAUUCAAGGUUUGUAA